This is a messenger RNA of Bombyx mori (domestic silkworm), 1701 nucleotides long. RefSeq names its product methyltransferase (gene Mettl5). The record is from RefSeq and is marked provisional. Gene Ontology annotation, biological process: rRNA methylation. Gene Ontology annotation, molecular function: rRNA (adenine-N6-)-methyltransferase activity; nucleic acid binding. NCBI's taxonomy places the organism in Eukaryota, Metazoa, Arthropoda, Insecta, Lepidoptera, Bombycidae.
GAAUCGAAUCAAAUUAAAAACUAACUCGAUUUGAUUCAAAGACUGCAAAGACUUUUUGAUACAAAGCUGCAAUGUAAUAUUUUUAUUCGUUAAAAGCAAAUUACUCACUAAUUAAAUAUUAUUUCAAACAUCUUAUUUAAAAACACAUCGUUUUUUGAAACAUUACAUGCUUUCUCCAAAUAGUUAUUUAGAAACAUUAGAUGGCGUUUCCUCAGCCUAAUGCUCAAAGAGAGUUGACAAAUAGGAAGAUAUUAGAGGAUCUGCAGUUGAAGAAACAGAUGCUUUUGAAGCAAGGCGCUGUUGCUCCGUUAACAGCAGCCCUGAGUCAGCCAAAUCCUGUCAGUCAACUUCCUAUGUGUUCCAUCCCACCAGUUUCGGCAACAGCUGGUUUUCCUCAACUUCCUGAAGCAAAUGUGAUAAAUACUAGUCAUAGAGCUGCACUCCAGCACGCCAACGCAACAUCUUGUGGUUAUUUUGUAUCUCAGGAUUCCUCAUUUGGAAAUCAAAUUCUACCAGUUUUACCUCGUUUUGAGAACAAGUGAUAAUGACUGCAUUAAUGAAGCUGAAAACCUUGGAGGGCCAUCUACAGGAUCUAAAGGGUUUUAGUAAACCAAAAAUUAAAUUUGAGCAGUACGAGACACCCGCUCAUAUUGCUGCAAUUGCUCUGUACACAAUUCAAACACAAUUUGGAGAUUUGGAAGAUAAACUUAUUUUAGAUGCGGGUUGUGGCCCUGGAAAUCUGAGUAUUGGUGCAGUGUUGCUAGGUGCUGGGUUCGUGACAUCUGUUGAAAUAGAUGCUGAUGCACUGGAAGUCUUUCAAGAAAAUAUACAAGAAAUGGAGAUUGAAAACAUUGAUAUUGUUCAAUGUGAUUUUCUUAGCGAGAGCUAUUUUAGAUGGGAAAACAUGUUUGAUACAGUAAUAAUGAAUCCACCAUUUGGUACCAAGAAUAAUGCUGGUAUUGAUAUAAAGUUCCUUCAAAUGGGAAUCCAUUGUAGUUACGACACUAUUUACUCACUACAUAAAUCUUCCACAAGGUCGCACAUUGAGAAGAAAGUAAAAGAAUGGAACAUGAAAGGUGGCGUUGUUGCAGAAUUACGGUACAACUUACCCGCUACAUACAAAUUUCACAAGAAACAAUCUCUAGAUAUUGCAGUGGAUUUAUGGAGAAUACAACAUGUGCGCUCGUAACAAAUAUAUAUAUUAUUGCCUUUGUAGGCAGACGAAUAUACGGUCCACCCGAUGGUAAGUGGUUACCGUCGCUCAUGGACAUCAGCAAUGGCAGGAGCAGAGAGCCAAGCCCUGCCUACCAUAUAGUGUACUCAAACGAGUACCAAACUAUUUAAUUGAUUUAAUAAUGUUGUCGCAUAUGAGUCUACUAUUAUCAAAGCCGGCAAUGUGACUUUUGGACAAUUAUUGGUAAAUCAGAAAAAUGAAUUAUUGACUUUGUAUUCCAUUGGCAGUCACAAAACUCUUCUGAACGACAUCUUAGAUAAAUAACAGGUUAAGUAUUAACCUUUAUUUAAUGUAGGUUUUGAACCGUAUUCUUUGAAGGAGACGAUUAUAUUCAAAUCAAUCUGUAUUGACAUAUCAAUAACAUUUUUUUGUCCAAAUGCACAGAUUGCCACCUUUGAUAAUAGACGACUCAUAUAUAAAAAUUCAUAUGUUUGUCCAGAAACGUCCGCAGAAGUAGGCAGCAGCUU